CCUCAGAUCGCUGGCUGCGGUGGCCGCUGCAGCAUCUUCUUCCUUGUCCGUCCGAGCCCGUUGUCCCUUCUCCCCGCCGGGCGGGGCCCGCAACCACCACGAUGGCCGUGCCCCUGACCGACAGCGAAAAGCGGAAGCAGAUCAGCGUGCGGGGCAUCGCCGGGCUGGGCGACGUGGCCGAGGUGAGGAAGAGCUUCAACCGGCACCUCCACUUCACCCUGGUCAAGGACCGCAAUGUGGCCACUCCCCGAGACUAUUUCUUCGCGCUGGCUCACACGGUGCGCGACCACCUGGUGGGCCGCUGGAUCCGCACGCAGCAGUACUACUACGAGAAGGACCCCAAGCGCAUUUAUUAUCUUUCCCUGGAAUUCUACAUGGGCCGGACUCUACAGAAUACAAUGGUGAAUUUGGGUCUCCAGAAUGCUUGUGAUGAAGCUAUUUAUCAGUUGGGAUUAGACUUGGAAGAACUUGAGGAAAUAGAAGAAGAUGCAGGUCUUGGUAAUGGAGGAUUGGGGAGACUGGCAGCUUGUUUCCUGGAUUCAAUGGCUACAUUGGGACUGGCAGCCUAUGGUUAUGGAAUCCGUUACGAAUUUGGCAUUUUUAAUCAGAAGAUUAUCAACGGCUGGCAGGUUGAAGAAGCUGAUGAUUGGCUACGUUACGGCAACCCUUGGGAAAAGGCCCGUCCUGAAUACAUGCUUCCUGUGCAUUUCUAUGGCCGAGUGGAGCAUACUGCAGAUGGUGUGAAAUGGUUGGAUACUCAGGUGGUGCUUGCAAUGCCUUAUGAUACCCCAGUGCCAGGAUACAAAAAUAACACUGUUAACACGAUGAGGCUGUGGUCUGCUAAGGCACCCAAUGAUUUCAACCUUCAAGAAUUUAAUGUGGGUGACUAUAUUCAAGCUGUUCUGGAUAGAAAUCUGGCUGAAAACAUCUCCAGGGUCUUGUAUCCAAAUGAUAAUUUUUUUGAAGGAAAAGAGCUCCGACUGAAGCAAGAAUACUUUGUGGUGGCUGCUACUCUCCAAGAUAUCAUUCGCCGCUUCAAGUCUUCCAAGUUUGGCUGCCGGGAUCCAGUGAGAACCAGUUUUGAAACUUUCCCAGACAAGGUUGCCAUUCAGCUCAAUGAUACCCACCCAGCACUCUCAAUUCCAGAACUCAUGAGAAUCCUAGUGGAUGUUGAAAAGGUGGAUUGGGAUAAGGCCUGGGAGAUCACCAAAAAGACAUGUGCCUAUACCAACCACACCGUCCUGCCUGAGGCCCUGGAGCGCUGGCCUGUCUCCAUGUUUGAGAAGUUACUGCCCAGACACCUGGAGAUUAUCUAUGCUGUUAAUCAGAAGCACUUGGAUAAUGUGGCUGCCAUGUUUCCUGGGGAUGUGGACCGACUGAGGAGGAUGUCUGUGAUUGAGGAGGGAGACUGUAAAAGGAUUAACAUGGCCAACCUUUGUGUGAUUGGGUCCCAUGCUGUCAACGGAGUAGCAAGAAUUCAUUCAGAGAUUGUGAAGAAUUCUGUUUUUAAAGAUUUUUAUGAACUGGAGCCAGAGAAGUUCCAGAACAAGACAAAUGGCAUUACUCCCAGACGGUGGCUACUGUUGUGCAAUCCAGGUCUGGCAGAGGUCAUUGUGGAGAAAAUUGGGGAAGAUUUUCUCACUGAUUUAAGUCAGCUGAAGAAGCUUUUGCCAUUGAUCAAUGAUGAAGCAUUCAUCAGGGAUGUGGCCAAAAUCAAACAGGAAAACAAAUUGAAGUUUUCUGCCUUCUUAGAGCAGGAAUACAAGGUGAAAAUCAAUCCUUUUUCCAUGUUUGAUGUGCAUGUGAAGAGAAUCCAUGAGUACAAGAGGCAGCUGCUGAACUGCUUACACAUCAUCACACUCUACAACCGAAUAAGGAAAGACCCAGGCAAAUCCUUUGUCCCAAGGACUGUCAUGAUCGGGGGAAAGGCUGCUCCUGGUUAUCACAUGGCUAAGAUGAUCAUCAAGUUGGUUACAUCCAUUGGUAAUGUCGUCAAUCAGGAUCCAGUUGUAGGAGACAGGCUUAAAGUGAUCUUCUUAGAGAAUUAUCGAGUCUCCUUUGCUGAAAAAGUGAUCCCUUCAGCUGACCUGUCACAGCAAAUCUCCACAGCUGGCACAGAGGCCUCAGGCACAGGGAACAUGAAAUUUAUGCUGAAUGGAGCCCUCACUAUUGGAACCAUGGAUGGUGCUAAUGUGGAGAUGGCUGAAGAGGCUGGGGAAGAGAAUCUUUUCAUCUUUGGUAUGAGGGUGGAAGAUGUGGAGGCCAUGGACAAGAAAGGGUACAAUGCCAAGGAUUACUAUGACCGGAUCCCAGAGCUAAAGCAAGUGAUUGACCAGAUCAGCAGUGGAUUUUUCUCUCCUAAGGAUCCUGACUGCUUUAAGGAUAUUGUGAACAUGCUAAUGUAUCACGACAGGUUUAAAGUGUUUGCUGACUAUGAAGCCUAUAUAGAAUGCCAAGCAAAAGUGGACCAGUUAUAUAGGAAUCCCAAAGAGUGGACAAAGAAAGUCAUCAAGAAUAUCGCUUGCUCUGGGAAGUUUUCCAGUGACCGGACAAUCACUGAAUAUGCCAGGGAGAUAUGGGGUGUUGAACCCUCAGAUGUGAAGAUCCCACCCCCUAACAUCCCCAGGGAGUAGCACGUCCUGUCAGUGGGGCGCUGUUGGGAACAGCAGUCUCAUGGAUUCAAGAUGAAAGUGCUUCUGGUUUCUCGUUAACUUUGCACCAAAUGCAGUUUGCAGUCACUUUACCACCAGUGGAUGAGCUUGUCUUUAUAAAAUAGUGUUUCUUAGAGAAGAAAGUGAUGGUGGUGUUGAUGGCUUGAGGGAGAAGAAUGAGGGCAUGAUUUAUGCCUGUGCUUCCAAGUUAGUGAGGUAGCUUAGGUGCUGGGUGCUUUGGGAAUUUGUGCCCCUUUUCUAUUAUUUCCCCUCCUUCCCCCCCCCCAAAAAGCAGCUUUAUGAAGAGAGGAGAAAAUUCCUCAGUAAAAUGAGCAUUUGCUAGAUAGUUACAGGGGUGGGAUGGCCACUCUGCCAGCUCCGUCCUGCUUGCUAGUAUGCAUGGUUCUUGGGGUGCUUGCUGUCCUGGCCCUCUCUCCAGAAGACUCACACACUGUCUUCCAGCUGGUUUGGAUUCUUUACUUCAAGGUGCUGGGAUUCUGCCUUGCAGUGCCUGUUAUCUGUAUGAAAAUGGGUUUGAUGAGACGUGAGAAUGUGCAUUUCAGCAAAAGUUUUGGAAGUACAUGUCAGAUGUAGCAAUGGUUGUCAGGCUUCUUUAAAAAUCAUCCAGGACUAUUACAGUCCCCUUUGUCACACACAUGCACACACAUACAGACACACACACACAGACACACACACACACACGCACACACGCUCUCCUCCCUCCCCCCCAACCCUGUAGGAUCGUGAAACCUUUAAUAUCUCCAUAGCAUUUCAUAGUCUACAUAGUCUUCUCUUCUUUGUGUAUAAAUGAACGGGAGGGGAAUAAUUCUGUCUCUCAAGAAUUGUUUUGAUGUCUGGAUUUUUUUAAAGCCAACUCCAUUGAAAAAAAUCAAGGUCAUGACUAGGAAGAAAAUAAGGAGCAUUUUUUUUCUUUAAAAAAAAAAGAAAGAAAGUACUAAAAGGUGCACUUCUGGCCAAAUCCCAUGGUGCCAACAUGUAAAGAAUGAUAUUUAGCAGACCAGGGAUAUUUGGGGCUCUGAGGGAAGAAGGCCUUUUGCUAAGCAGGGCGGGCUCUGUUGUCUACAAAAAGCACUCUUCAUUCCUUGACAGAUAGAACACUUUAUUCCAGUGUCUAGCUCGCCCAGAAACCCAGAUCCAUGGUUUUAGUCCAGUCGUCUCUGGACCUGGGUAGUGAUCAUGUAACCUUUGUCAUCAGGAAGGCAUUACUGACUUAAGCUGUAAUUUGCCUUAAAGAUUGAGUUAGUAAUGUUGGGUAGGGGUUUUAGAAAUUCAACAUUAAUUAGCAUUAAAUAUUCCCUACUUCCCAACUUUCCUUGUUUCCUACAUCUCUUCCUAGUUGAAGGUGGACAAAGUGAGUCCAUGUUGGUCAAAAAUACGUCCUUAGAACUUAUCAAAGUGCAGAAAGUUCUUACUUGUUCUUCUUGCAGGUAAAACCUUUGCUAUUGCCAAGUGCACACAUUCUCUUAGCAUUGCCCUCAUAGCCUGCAAGUAAACAAAGACAGGUAGAGCUAUAGCUUCAGGUGAGUUCAGGCCAGCAAAGCGAAUAAGGAAACAUGGAGGUCCCCUGGGUCCCCAAAUCACUGCUGUGGUGCAGCUACCAGUCCUUUCUCUGGCAGUUUGCCCACAUUUGGGUGGUUAUAAUCUGGGCUAACAUUUCCUAGACAUGUCAAAAGUAGAACAAGAUGAAGGACAUGGCACCAUGUAGUAUAAACAGACUGUAUACAUCUUUUAAGGACAAGACUGUUUAACUGAAGGUUAGCCUGGUUUUAUUUUUUUCAAGAAAAAAUAAUAAGGAACUGAAACUAUAUUUUUUUCCCUUCUUUACCAACUGAAAAUGGGACUUUUUAGCUUACUAUAAACAAGCUAUUUGCCAUGAAUAAAUUACACUUGUCUGAAUACUGUUGAACCCCACCCAGACACCCAUCAACUGCUACCUGUUCCAUUGGGUGUAGUGGAACAUGUCUUAUGCUUUGACUAAGGACAGUGCAAGUAGGACAAGUGCAAGUCCUGAGGACUCCCUGAGGAGGUAGCUGGACCCCUAGCUUAUGUUGGCUCACAUUUUGGGCUUUUAUCUAAACAAGAUUUGCUUCUCCUCAAUCCAUUUUCUGAGCAAUUGGGUCAUACUAUGUGUUUUCCCAUAGUGGAAAAGGAGAUAAGGUUGAAUGUUCUACCUUUUUCAAACUAAAUAUGAGGGUCCUUGAUUUAGGUCCUACUCUGCUAUUCUCCACCACAUUAUAAUAGAGUGGCAUAAAGAACUGAAAACUGGGGAGAUUGUGACUUGAAAGCAAAUGUGGAGUGUGUCUUUCUUUGUUGUUAUAUUUGCUGAACCACCAAGACCAAAGCAUUCUCUGUUGGUCGUGGAAGUAUAUUGUCCUGUUCUUUGAGGGGAGGGUAAGGGACAGGCCUCCCUGGCUAUGCCAACACUCCAGAGUAGAUCUCAUACUCAUUAAUUUUCCGAAGUAGUGAAAGUCUACAAAGAAAAAAGUAUGGGGAAAGCUGCAGUUAGCCUUUUUGGAUCAUUGGAAAGAGAAGCAGUUAUUUGGAUCAAACUCGGAUUUUAAUUCCUUAAGUGUCAAACUGUUCUUCUUGGAGGCUUCCUUACUUGCAUGUUGGGUGCAUGGAUAGCUGUUGCCUUACUGUGGCUCUAUGUCUUUGUUUUUGAAUAGCCAUUUAACAAGCCAGACCCUCAGUAUGCUAGGCAAUUGAGGUUUUCCUAAUGGGGCAUUUCCUUAGUCAGGAAUGCCUGGUGGGGAGUGUGGUUCCAGGAACUCACUGGGGUUGGUUCAGGAGGGAAAUCAAACCCUGGCUUGGCCCUGGGGCAGAGUCCUAAUGUUUUCCACCCUGGCUACAUCCAAACCCUUGUGUAUACAGAUUCUGUAUUCCAUGAAGCCAGCACUGUAUGUGUGAAAUCACUUUGUCUGUAGUGGAUCACUGUUACUAUCCUUGUGUGUGAGAAACUGAUUAAACAAUUAUGUCAAUGGUUAAUUGGA
Messenger RNA from Vombatus ursinus (common wombat), 5662 nucleotides. It is a transcript of the gene PYGB, whose product is annotated as glycogen phosphorylase B. The coding region runs from base 102 to 2633 and encodes 843 amino acids. The record is from RefSeq and is a predicted model, not a curated record. The transcript has 20 exons. Gene Ontology annotation, cellular component: cytoplasm. Lineage: Eukaryota; Metazoa; Chordata; Mammalia; Diprotodontia; Vombatidae. Gene Ontology annotation, molecular function: pyridoxal phosphate binding; glycogen phosphorylase activity. Gene Ontology annotation, biological process: glycogen catabolic process.